GUUUGUGUGUGUGCGUGUGUAUACGUCCGUGUACCUGUGUUUGUUUGUGUGUCAAAGUAAAGAUCACCCAAAAAUUAAAGUAGUAGAUUCAGUGUUGGACACACCUUGUAAUCCUUCAAAAGUGAAUGUUGUUCAAGUUACUUCCUCUACAAAUACUUCACAAAAAAUGUGGGAUAGAAUGAAACAGAAUACUAAAGAGCAAGAGCACCAGUCCAUCGUGGUCAAGACAAGCAUGUUUGAAUUUCACUUUGAAUUUGGUUCAAAGAGGCCUCCGAGCAGUACUGCUGCUACUACUUCAACUUGUGCAAGUCAGGAACAAGAUGAUGCCUAUUAUAAUUCUGAACAAGAAGAAAAUUUUGAGCAAGAGCAUGAUCUUACUACGCUUGAACAGGGAGAAAAAGAAGGGCUAUCAGAAGGUUAUGUGGCCGAAUAUGAAAAGUCGAUUACUUCAGAUGAAGAAGAAGAAGAUAUAGAUAUAAUGGAUGAUGACAACAGCAUCCAGAAAAUGAAAUCUAGUUACCAUAGAGACCAACAAGUGAAAAUGAUCGAUACCAAACAACUACCCUCUGCCACAGCCGAAGCCAUGGAAAUGUAUGAGAAUAUUUCAGAAAAUAUAUAUAUCGGUUCGGCAACAGGCAGGUCAAUGGCAGAAGAAUCAAUGCCAUGUGAAUGUAAAUAUGACCCAGAUCAGGACAAUCCCUCUGAGGCCUGUGGUGAUGAUACUGCUUGCAUUAACCGCAUGAUGUUUAUGGAAUGCAUGGUUCAAGACUGUCCCUGUGGUAUCUUUUGCAGAAACAGACGGUUUCAACUAGGCCAAUAUGCUAGAGUAGAUGUCAUAAAGACUGAAAAGAAGGGCUAUGGGCUAAGAGCACUUACUGAUUUAUCAAAUAAUUCAUUCAUUAUGGAAUAUGUCGGAGAGGUCAUUACUCAAAACGAAUUCCUAAGACGAACAAGAGAAUACGAUGCCCAAGGAUUCAAACACUAUUAUUUUAUGACCCUCAAGAAUGAUGAAGUGAUUGACGCUACCAAGAAGGGCUGCUUGGCCAGAUUUAUGAAUCACUCGUGCCGUCCAAACUGUGUGACGCAGAAAUGGGUUAUUGGAAAAAAGAUGAGGAUUGGCAUCUUCACAAACAGAGAUAUCAAAGCUGGCGAAGAGUUGACCUUUGAUUAUAAAUUUGAGCGUUAUGGUGCUGUAGCCCAGACAUGUUUCUGUGGAGAAGUCAAUUGUAAAGGAUAUAUCGGCGCAACCACAACAUUAACAAUACCAACAACCGAUAUAGAUGAAAGAAUGUCAACAGACACCUCAAGCUAUUCUUCAGAGGAUGAUGAUGAAAUUGAUAUUCAAAAGAUCCAACCAUUACAGGAUAUAGACAAGGUACAAGCGUUUGUGAAAAAGAUGCUAAAUUCUGUUGGAAAGCCUCGAUUGGUGAACAAGUUGCUAAUGCGGCUCAAGCUGACAAAUCCACACAAUUCUUAUGGAAAAGAGAUUCUGAAAAUGAUUGUCAGGCUACACGGCCUCAAACUGUUCAAGUUUUGGCUGAGUGAAUGGAAACAUGAUGACGAUAUUGUAUGUAAAACAUUACAGGUGUUGGAACAAUUGCCACUUGCCAACAGAAACGGACUUGAAGACUGCAAGCUGUUUGAUAUUGUCGACAAGUUUACUGAGCACGAAGAUGAUACGAUACGUCAAUUGUCAAUCGGCUUAUUAGACAAAUGGGGCCAAUUGAAGAGUGUCUAUCGUAUUCCUAAAAGAUCACACGCUGAAGUAACAGAUCAUGUGCACAGCGAUAGUGAACAAUCACCAAUAAUUCAACCCAUAGCAAAUGCCAAGGAAAGUCACUCGGUUGCAAACACAAAAGAAGAACAUACAAAACCAAAGAAACAUAAGCUGUUUAAAAAGAGGAUGAGGAUUGAAUCCACAAGGGAACUAUUUGAUCCAGAUGAGGACUAUUAUGAGUAUAUUCCCUUGAGUGUGACAUAUGAAGGUCUGGCAAGAUUACUGCAGUAUCCAUCAUUACAGCCAAAUGAUAUACCUGUAAAAAACAAUACACAAUUUGUACAUAGCCAACAAUAUGAUCUGUAUGAUUAUAAUAACUAUUACUAUUAUCAAUAUUAUUAUAACUAUUACUACCCGCAACAACAACAACAAGAGCCAUUACCCGCCAAUUGGCAACUGAUCAUGAAUGAAGAUGGGACAUUUUAUUAUUAUAAUGUGCUUACUCAACAAGUCCAGUGGGAGAUACCAGUAGAGCAAACUUCUCUUCUUCCUCAGCCUCCACCACCGCCACCUCCUCCUCCAUUAGAUACAGCUUCACCUCAACCUCCACCACCGCCUCCAUCACUUCCAUCUGUAUCCUCUUCACCAUUGCCUCCUUCACCAACACCACAUCAUAUUACAGAAAAGACAUCUACACCAGAAGCAAGUGAAGCAGAAGAAGAAAAAGAAGGACUUGGUGAAGUUGAAUUAAAAAAUGAAAUUGGUAAAGUGGUUACAAAGUAUCUAAGUUUGGCAGAUCAACAAUGCUUAUGGAAAGGAGAUAAACAUGUAUUUAAAGACAUGGCAAGAAAGAUGACGCAUUAUAUCGUGGAUAAGGAAAUUAAAUCUGGUAGAAAGAUUAAAGCCUUGGAUAACAGUUUACGUGUAAAGAUUGAAAGGUUUAUUGAUACAUUCAAGCAACUGUAAAUAAAAAUAAAAAUAGCCCUUCUUUUUUUAUUAUUAUUAUUGUUAUU
Molecule: messenger RNA, 2730 nt
Organism: Rhizopus microsporus ATCC 52813
Lineage: Eukaryota; Fungi; Mucoromycota; Mucoromycetes; Mucorales; Rhizopodaceae
Exons: 5
Coding region: 167-2683 (838 amino acids)
Biological process (GO): regulation of DNA-templated transcription
Cellular component (GO): nucleus; chromosome; chromatin
Molecular function (GO): histone H3K36 methyltransferase activity; protein binding
Source: RefSeq, a predicted model, not a curated record